AUGUCGGACAUUGAAUGCUUCAGCGACGAUGAUGACGAUGACGAUGGAUGGGAAAGCGACCAAGAAAUAGAAAGUGAUAGCGACUUGCCUAAUGCAGAAAAAGAGGUAGAUGAAAGUCAAGAAGGAAUUACAACUAAUGAAGAAGUACAGAAAGUAGAUAUUCCGAAUAAAAUUACCCCGCAGCCUGGGACCAGCCGUGAACAGACACUUACAAAGAAGGAACAAGAGAAGCUAAAAAUAAGCAAUAUCAACGGCCAGAUACAACAUAAAUUAAAAGAAUUCAGGACUGUAGACGAUAUUUCGGAAGAAGAAUUUCAAAUAAGAUUAGACCCAAGUGAACCGGUUAUUUCUGCAAUUCCUUUCAAUACAGGAAAAUAUAAAGGCUUUCUUCUGGUUCAAAGAUUAACAGGUUCUGAACUCUCAACUCUAAUACUUAAAAGACUUGAAACAUUGGGAUUGAAUUCGCAGGAUAUGAGGGGACAGGCUUACGAUAAUGAGACCAACAGGAGAGGCGAUAAAUCUAGAAUAAAGCGGUAA
Psylliodes chrysocephalus is the source of this 537-nucleotide messenger RNA. NCBI's taxonomy places the organism in Eukaryota, Metazoa, Arthropoda, Insecta, Coleoptera, Chrysomelidae. The record is from the annotation of a GenBank genome assembly.